Hylaeus anthracinus is the source of this 4854-nucleotide messenger RNA. RefSeq names its product clustered mitochondria protein homolog (gene clu). The coding region runs from base 179 to 4324 and encodes 1381 amino acids. Gene Ontology annotation, molecular function: mRNA binding; protein binding. The transcript is spliced from 15 exons. Gene Ontology annotation, biological process: intracellular distribution of mitochondria. Lineage: Eukaryota; Metazoa; Arthropoda; Insecta; Hymenoptera; Colletidae. Gene Ontology annotation, cellular component: cytoplasm. The record is from RefSeq and is a predicted model, not a curated record.
GUAUCAACGAAAAAGCGGCUCAGUGUUCUCUGAGAGUUAGUGUGCUGCCUCGCGAAAAGGGACGAACCUCAUUUUGGGGUAAAUUUUGAAAGGUGUGCAUGCGUGUUAUCGUCGAAUAAGAACGUGCCUGUCCAACAAAGAGUCGUGCAAAACUUGGGAACAAAUUGUCAAUAAGGAAAUGACACUGGGUGCACAAAUCGAGGCCUCCACAGAAAACGGGAGCAUGAAAAUCCCUCUACUGAACGGCAAUGAAGAUCAAACGACUACUGGUAUGAAGCAAGUCAUGGAGGAAACAGGAAGCAUAAGCACAACCAUGAAGACCAUUGUCGAGAAGGGUGAAGUCGAAGCCACAAAAGAGGAAGGAAGCGAGAAAGAAAAGGAAAAAGAAAAAAAUAAUGAUAAAAGUGAAAAGGAAGCAGAUAGCGACAAGGAUAAAGAUGGUGCAAAUGAGCAAGAAGUUGUUUUCAUUCAAGAUAUGGGAUUUACUGUUAAAAUUGUUAGUCCAGGAGCAGAGCCUUUCGAUAUUCAAGUAUCCAGUAUGGAGCUUGUACAGGAAAUUCAUCAAUUACUUAUGGAUCGCGAGGACACCUGUCACCGCACUUGUUUCUCUCUUCAACUCGAUGGUAAUACAUUGGAUAACUUUGCCGAGCUGAAGAACAUCGAGGGUUUGAAAGAAGGUUCGGUAAUUAAAGUCGUGGAGGAGCCGUACACGAUGCGGGAAGCCCGCAUACACGUUCGACACGUACGAGAUUUAUUGAAGAGCGUAGAUCCUGCAGACGCUUAUAAUGGUGUCGAAUGUAGCAGUUUAUCGUUCCUGAACGUUGUCACUAAUGGCGACAUCCUUGAGAAAAAGAAAAGCAGGGCAGAUUCGGUCGACUGUACGCCACCGGAUUAUAUUAUACCCGGAUGUAAAGAUAGGCCUUUGUUACCCCUACAACCGCAAGCCAAGGAACAGAAAUGUCCUCCAUGUUUGAAAGUUCUAACAACAUCUGGAUGGAAUCCUCCACCCGGCCACAGGAAGCUUCAUGGUGAUUUGCUAUAUUUACAUGUGGUAACCUUAGAGGACAAGCAAUAUUAUUUAACUGCAUGUGCUAGGGGUUUUUUCGUCAAUCAAUCGACGAAAGAAGUGUUCAAUCCGAAACCAGCAACUCCAAGUCAUCUAUGUCAUAGUUUAAUCGAACUACUGAAUCAGCUCAGUCCAGCAUUUAAACGAGGUUUUGCCGCUAUGCAAAGAAGGAGGACACAAAGGCAUCCUUUCGAAAGAGUCGCUACACCUUAUCAGCUUUACGCGUGGAGUGCGCCUCAGAUUGAACAUACGAUUGACGCGAUACGCGCCGAAGACACUUUCUCUUCCAAGUUGGGCUACGAAGAACACAUCCCCGGACAAACUCGGGAUUGGAACGAGGAAUUGCAAACAACGAGAGAGUUACCCCGUAAAAAUUUACCCGAAAGACUACUUAGAGAACGUGCUAUUUUUAAAGUUCACAGUGAUUUCGUCGCCGCUGCAACUCGAGGGGCAGUAGCUGUAAUAGAUGGUAACGUGAUGGCGAUAAAUCCAGGAGAAGAGGCGAAAAUGCAGAUGUUUAUUUGGAACAAUAUUUUCUUCUCACUUGGAUUCGACGUUAGGGACCAUUACAAAGAACUCGGCGGUGAUGCUGCCGCUUUUGUCGCGCCUCGUAACGAUUUACAAGGUGUCAGGGUUUACGCUGCAGUCGAUUUACCCGGUCUUUACACUCUUGGUACCGUUGUAAUCGACUAUAGAGGAUAUCGUGUCACCGCUCAGUCGAUCAUCCCAGGAAUCUUGGAGCGUGAGCAGGAGCAAUCUGUUGUUUAUGGUUCUAUAGAUUUCGGAAAAACGGUUCUAACGCAUCCUAAGUAUCUCGAACUUUUGAACAAAGCCGGCCAGCAAUUAAAGAUCCUUCCCCAUAAAGUUAUCAACGACGCUGGAGAAGAAAUCGAGCUUUGCAGCAGCGUAGAAUGCAAGGGUAUCAUUGGAAAUGAUUCUCGACAUUACGUGCUCGAUCUAUUACGGACUUUCCCUCCUGACGUCAAUUUCCUUAAAUUGGAAGGUGUCGAGCUGACCAAAGAAGCUAGGGCAUUAGGCUUUCCAAUUGAACACAAACAUAGAUUAGCUUGUCUUCGCCAGGAAUUAAUCGACUCCUUCGUUGAGGCUAGAUAUAUUCAAUUCAUUAAACACACCGCCCUUAAUUUGCAGCAAAUUACGUCUGUAAAAAUAGUGCAGAAAGAAAAAGAAACUACUGCUAAGGAAGAUAAAAAAGAAGAAACGAAUGCCAUCGCGAUGGAUAGCAACAAAGAAGAUUCUACUCAAUCCCUCAUCGAAGCAGACGAAGCAAAGAAAAUUGUAGAGAGCAUUACCGACUCUAUUACUGGUGGAGAGAAACAAGAAUUGGAGGAAAGUACGAAAGAAAUCGUUCGAAGAGCAGCGUCAGCGGUGGGUAGUUUACGAGAAGCUGAAUUCGAUGUCAGGUUUAAUCCAGAUGUAUUUUCACCGGGUGUGCGACAUCCAGAUUCAAACGGUCCUGCCUUGAAGAGACAAAAGCAAUUGGUCCAGGAUGCUGCUGACUUUUUAUUGACCGCACAGAUUCCUACAUUUAUUCGUGAAUGUUUGGAUCACACAGCUGCAGCAAUGGACGGCAGUACAUUAGUAGAAGCCUUGCACGGCAGAGGCAUCAAUGUACGGUACUUGGGUAAAUUAGCAGCUAUGCUGGCUGCGGUACCGCAAUUGCAAUAUCUCAACCGGAUUGCUGUUUCGGAACUUGUCUUACGCUCGGCAAAACACAUUUUUACAUUCUACAUGCAGGGCACAGAACUGAUGAGUCUUUCUGCUGCGAUUAGUCAUUUCUUGAAUUGCUUAUUGUCGUCUGCACAAAUCAUUCAUCCACAGCAAAAUUUAGAAGAGCUUCAGAGUAAAACCGCAAAGCGACGCAAUAAAAGAAAAGGAAGGAAUAAUGGUCCGCAACAGUCAGAGGUGGAGUGGGCAUCCUUAACGCCUAAAUCUCUGUGGCAACAAAUUAAAGCUGAUUUGAAAGGCUAUUAUGAUUGGGAAACACCGAGCCCAGAGUCACUAGACGCCACAAUAGACCACUUUAAUCUGCAAAAGAUCUCUUUGCUUCGUGGUUUUUGUAUAAAGACUGGAAUCCAAAUACUAUUGCGCGAAUACAACUUUGAGAAUAAGAACAGAGCUACAUUCUUCGAGGAAGAUAUACUCAAUAUAUUCCCUGUGGUGAAGCAUAUCAAUCCCAGAGCCAGCGAUGCAUAUAAUUUCUAUACAACGGGUCAAAGUAAAAUUCAGCAAGGUUACUUGAAGGACGGCUACGAAUUGAUCAGUGAAGCAUUAAAUCUUCUGAACAACGUAUACGGUGCAAUGCAUCCUGAAAUCGCACAGUGUCUCCGAAUGCUCGCGCGGCUAAAUUAUAUAAUGGGCGAUCACGGCGAAGCUCUUGCAACUCAACAAAAGGCGGUUCUUAUGUCAGAAAGAGUUAACGGGAUCGAUCAUCCAUACACUAUUACCGAAUACAUUCAUCUCGCGCUGUAUUCUUUUGCAAACGGUCAAGUUACCGUAUCGCUCAGGUUACUGUAUAGAGCACGUUACCUGGCCUUAUUAGUUUGCGGGGAAGAUCAUCCAGAAGUAGCACUCCUCGAUAGUAACAUUUCGUUGAUACUCCAUGCUGUUGGUGAAUACGAAUUGUCACUCCGCUUCUUGGAGCAUGCUUUGGCCCUAAAUCUUCGAUACCACGGUCCACGGUCGUUAAAGGUCGCCGUCUCUUAUCACCUUGUCGCGAGGACUCAAUCCUGCAUGGGUGAUUUUCGCGCAGCUUUAAACAACGAAAAAGAAACCUACGCUAUAUAUAAGCAACAGUUAGGCGAGGAUCACGAGAAAACCAAAGAAAGCAGUGACUGUCUUAGACACCUCACGCAACAAGCCGUUGUUCUGCAAAAGAAAAUGAACGAAAUAUACACGGGCAAAUCGGGUGUUAGUCUGCCGCCGAUUCAGGUGCAACCGCCCAGUAUGGGGUCUGUGCUGGACAUGCUGAACGUAAUCAAUGGUAUAUUGUUCGUUCAAAUCAGUCAGCAAGACAUCGAGAACUUUAAAGCGGAAAUAGAGAAACGGCAGAAGGAACAGACACCCGACGGUGACAUCAAGGCGAUCCAAAACGAGAACAAGAAAAAUGAAAUAGAGAACAAGAAGGACGAGAAGGAAAAUAAAAAAUUAGAGAAAAACAUCGAAGCGCAGCAAGUAGAGACGAAAAAGCUGGAAGAAAGCAAAACUACGUUAGAACCGGUGGUAGUCGCAGAGAGCUGAGCUCAUUUCAACACACCAACGAUGAUACUUAGUAGUUUUUGUUUCUCCGAGUCCUAGUCUCCUUACCCGCGUCCAAUUUUUUUAAAAGUAACGCGAGUAUGGCAUAUAUAAUUGAUUGGGAUUACAUGAAAAUAGCAGCGUUUGCUCGAUGAAACACCGUUAUUAUUCGGUGUAUUGUACACAUUUACAAAGUGCUAUUAGGUUUGAACUUUUAUUGUGCAACAAUAUCUCGGUGCUCGCGAUACUCGAUUUCACGCCAAACCAGAGAAUUUCUUUGACUGAUUUACGACUGUAUACAACAAAUACAAAACUGGUCUUCACUUGUGUAAAUAAUUCAACUGAAAAUGCAUUAUUGCGUUAGCGUACAUGAUAUGCUUGUGUCGCAAAGUUCACGAUUUGACUAGUUUACAGAUCUAAUGGAAUCACCAUGAACAUAAACCGCGUUUUUUCUAAAGACUUAAUAAAUCGUACUUCGUAAUGACAGAGGCUAUUGGUAUUAUACGGGCUCCACAUUUAUUAAUCAACAAAAU